UAUGAGCACCAACACUUCUUCACUACACUAAUAUCUCUGUGUACGUCCCUCGGAAUUUACAGAGAGUGUGAAAUGGCUGCAUCAGUUGUCGAAGUUAAUGUAAACUGCAACGAUGAAAUUGUCCGACCAGUUGCCAACUUCUCUCCCAGCUUAUGGGGCGAUCAAUUCAUCAAAUACACUUCGGACACUCAGGUGAAAGAAGAAUAUUCAAAAGCUAUCGAAGUGUUGAAGAAUGAAGUGAGGAGUAUGCUGACGGCUGCAGGCAGUGAAAUGGUGGAGUCCAUGAAUCUGAUUGACACAAUUGAGCGUCUGGGAAUUUCUUACCACUUUGAAAGCGAGAUCGAAGACAAGUUGGAACGUUUCUUCAGUCUCAAUACGAAUUAUGAGGAUGAAGCCUAUGAUUUGUACACUGUUUCACUUCAUUUUCGAUUAUUCAGGCAGCACGGACAUCGUAUAUCUUCCGAGAUUUUGAGCAAAUUCAAGGAUGAUAAUGGAAAAUUCCAAGAGGCCCUUAAGAGUGAUGCAAGGGGUUUGCUGAGCUUGUAUGAAGCAGCACACCUGAGGAUACAUGGGGAAGACAUCCUUGAAGAAGGUCUUGCUUUUGCAACAGCCAAUCUCAAGUCCAUGGCACCAAAUCUUGGCUCACCCCUUAGACAACAAGUUGUGCAUGCUCUAGUGCAACCUUUGCAUUCGGGCAAUCCAAGAAUCGAAGCACGUAAUUUCAUCUCCAGCUAUGAAGAACACGAAUCAAAAAAUGAAACCCUUCUUAGGUUUGCCAAAUUGGAUUACAAUUUACUGCAGAUGCUUCACAAAGAAGAGCUUCAUGAAAUCUCAAGGUGGUGGAAAGAAUUGGACCUCGUGGCUAAGCUUCCGUACGCUAGAGAUAGAGCGGUUGAGUGCUUCUUUUGGGCUAUGGGAGUCUACCAUGAACCUCAAUAUUCUCGAGCUCGAAUUAUGCUUACUAAAACUAUUGUUAUGACUUCCAUAAUUGAUGAUACCUAUGAUGCUUAUGGUACGAUCGAAGAACUGAAUGCUUUCACAGAGGCUUUUGAGAGGUGGGAUAUAAGCGAGAUUGAUCGACUCCCGAAUUACAUAAAACCAUUCUACAGAGCCCUUUUGGAGCUCUAUGAACAUUUUGAAGAAGAAUUAGCACAAGAAGGAAGAUCCUACGCCGUAUACUAUGCAAAAGAAGCUCUUAAAGAAUUGGUGAGGAGCUACCAUGUUGAGGCCAAAUGGUUUAUUGAGGGAUACUUGCCACCAUUUACUGAGUACCUCAACAAUGCUCUCAUCACCUGCACUUACUGUUACCAUACAACGACGUCGUUGCUGGGAACUGAAUCUGCAAAAAGGGAAGAAUUCGAAUGGCUAAGACAGAAACCUAAGAUGCUUGUAGCCGGCCUAACAAUUUGUCGAGUCAUUGAUGACAUAGCUACUUAUGAGGUUGAGAAGGAAAGAGGCCAAAUUGCAACUGGCAUCGAAUGCUACAUGAAGGAAAAUAGGGUUACAAAGGAAGAGGCUGUGAAUAAGUUGUUUGAAAUGGCUACAAAUGCAUGGAAGGAUAUCAAUGAGGGGUGCCUUAGGCCAUCUUCCUACUCGAGGGAUGUUCUAAUCCGAAUUCUGAAUCUUGAACGCAUUAUAGAUGUCACUUACAAGAACAACGAAGAUGGAUACACUCGACCCGAAAAAGUUUUGAAGCCCCACAUUGUCGCCUUGUUCGUCAAUCCCAUCGAGAUUUAAGUCAUUUCCAAUCCACAUCACGGAAUCUUGAACAAUAUUGUUCAUGUUUUUCUUGCAUGAAAAAUUGAAAUUUCUACACUGUACGCCGUUUAUUAUGUCAUACCAUAAUGUAAUAAAGUCAUAAUAUCAAUAUUAUGAGAUUGCAUACCAUUUCAA
Sesamum indicum (sesame) is the source of this 1893-nucleotide messenger RNA. Its product is annotated as germacrene A synthase. Gene Ontology annotation, biological process: diterpenoid biosynthetic process. Lineage: Eukaryota; Viridiplantae; Streptophyta; Magnoliopsida; Lamiales; Pedaliaceae. Gene Ontology annotation, molecular function: terpene synthase activity; magnesium ion binding. The record is from RefSeq and is a predicted model, not a curated record.